AGCCGCGCGGAGCGGAGAUGGGCAGCAGCAGCGCGGAGCCCGCCGGCCGCCCCCGGAGCGCCCGCCUCCUCUUCCCCGACGGGACGGCCGGCCACUGGAGGGAAGAGCCCGCCGCAGGUCCCAGGACGGAGCGCGGCGGUGGGGCUGGCGGUGGGGCUGCAGCCGCCGCCGCGGGGCCCAGGAAGAGGAAGCGGACCACCUUCAGCCGGGGCCAGCUGAGCGAGCUGGAGCGGGUCUUCGCGGCCCUGCCCUACCCAGACAUCGGCACCCGGGAGCGCCUGGCGGAGCUCACGCAGCUGCCGGAAGCCAAGAUCCAGGUCUGGUUCCAGAACCGCCGUGCCCGGAGGAUCAAGAGCAGCCCCUCCACCACGCAGCGACCCGGCUGCCGCAAAGCCCGUCGGGGCGGCUCUCCCCAGCCCGGGAGGCCUCCGGUGCUGAUCCCCCCUCCACCGUCCGGCGGCGCCAGCAGCAGCGCCUCCCUUUUCCUCAGCUGGGAGGAGGUGCCGGGGCCGCCCCAGCACUGGACCGGAGGCAGCUCUGUGCCCGAGGAGGAGGAGGAGGAGGAGGAAGAGGCCUCCGUGGCCUGGAGGGCCCUCUCCGGCUGCUGCUGCUGCUGCUGCUGGGACGGCUUCCCUGCACCCACCACCUCCCUGGGCUCCAUCUCGGAACUGAUCUACAGCGCGGCUUUGGUGGCUAACCUUGGGGAACUCUAGAGGCAGCGAAGGCCCUGCAGGCGGGCGUCCCCCCUUGCCUGCACCUGAUGGGGACGCAGCCCCGUGGAGGAGCCUCCGCUUUGCCUGCAGAAGGUGUUCCCCCCCGA
Molecule: messenger RNA, 820 nt
Organism: Hemicordylus capensis (graceful crag lizard)
Lineage: Eukaryota; Metazoa; Chordata; Lepidosauria; Squamata; Cordylidae
Gene: SEBOX
Product: SEBOX homeobox
Exons: 3
Coding region: 18-713 (231 amino acids)
Molecular function (GO): DNA binding
Source: RefSeq, a predicted model, not a curated record